Messenger RNA from Prorocentrum cordatum, 868 nucleotides. The record is from the annotation of a GenBank genome assembly. NCBI's taxonomy places the organism in Eukaryota, Dinophyceae, Prorocentrales, Prorocentraceae.
GGCUUCGUGGUGGCAGCGGCAGCGGGAGGGCCCGCUUCCGGGCUUCGUCGGGGUGCGCAGCGUCCUCGGCCAGGCCUCGGUGGUCCAGGCCUGCCGCGCCUCGGCGCUCUCGGGGCUGUUCUCGGGCGGCGUCCAGCUGCUGGACACGCACGCGGAGGCGGCGCUGCCCCUGGAGGAGGUGCUGCCCGACAACGAGGUGUACAAAACCUUCUGCUUCCUGCUCGCCUUUUUCGUCGUCCUGCACACGUCCCACGCCUACCAGCGACUGAUGCACGGCGCCGAGAUGUUGCACACCGUCGUCGGGGAGCUCACCGAGCUGACGAAUCUGCUUUUUGCCUUCGCAAGGACUGCCAAGUCUGGACCCGGGGAGGUGCGCGACUUUAAGCGCUCGAUCGUGCGCCUGGUGAGCCUCCUCUUCGCAGUGAGCGUGGCAGAGGUGGAGGAGGGCGACUCCGAGAAGGGGCUCGGGUUCAAACUGAUAGACGUCAUGGGCAUUGACCAGGAGGUGAUGGACAGGGUGCAUUCCUCCGACAAUAAGCCAGAGGCAGUAUGCCACAUUACGUACAGCGCCAUCGUCGACGCCAUCUCCGCCGACACGCUGACCAUACCAGCCCCGCUGCUCACUCGUGUUUUUCAAGAAUUUGGCAACGCGAUGAUCAAGUUCAACGAGGUAAGAACAUUCAAGGCUGUACCCUUUCCCGCUCCGUAUGUCAUGUCUGCCAGGUGCUUGUUGUUCAUUCACGCCGUGCUUACUCCUCUAUACAUGGCGCACUGGACCUGGGGACCCCUUCAGGCAGCAGUUCCGACCGACUUUCAUACUGGUCUUCACGUUCCUCAUUCUGCACCUGGUUGCCCGCGAGUUAGAUAA